Musa acuminata subsp. malaccensis (wild Malaysian banana) is the source of this 1714-nucleotide messenger RNA. Its product is annotated as AP-3 complex subunit mu. Gene Ontology annotation, cellular component: clathrin adaptor complex; cytoplasmic vesicle. The record is from RefSeq and is a predicted model, not a curated record. Lineage: Eukaryota; Viridiplantae; Streptophyta; Magnoliopsida; Zingiberales; Musaceae. Gene Ontology annotation, biological process: intracellular protein transport; endocytosis.
CCACUCCUUUGCCGUCGCUGCUGCCCUUCCUCCGCAAAGCCCCCCGAACACCCCCUCUUCUCUCCUUUCCUCCUCCUCGACUUUAGAGAUCGGAGUCGAGAGAUUGAAGAUGCUUCAGUGUAUAUUCUUCCUGUCGGAUUCCGGGGAGGUCAUGCUCGAGAAGCAGAUGACGGGGCACCGCGUGGAUCGAUCCAUUUGCGCUUGGUUCUGGGAUUAUGUCCUCUCCCAAGGCGGUGAUCCCUCCAAGAUUUUACCUGUGAUUGCAUCCCCGACACAUUAUCUGUUCCAACUCUUUCGUGAUGGAAUCAUAUUCUUGGCAUGCACGCAGGUCGAGAUGCCACCACUUAUGGGUAUCGAGUUCCUUUGCAGAGUCGCAGAUGUUCUGACUGAUUAUCUAGGAGGAUUAAAUGAGGACUUGAUUAAAGACAAUUUCAUAAUUGUAUAUGAGCUUUUGGAUGAAAUGAUGGACAAUGGUUUUCCGCUGACAACAGAACCAAAUAUCUUGAGGGAGAUGAUAACCCCGCCAAAUAUUGUUAGCAAAAUGUUGAGUGUUGUGACUGGUAAAAAUUCCAAUGUCAGCACCAGACUUCCUGAUGCCACAGCAUCUUGUAUUCCUUGGAGAAAAACUAACAUGAAGCAUGCAAGCAAUGAAGUUUAUGUUAACCUUGUUGAGGAGAUUGAUGCAGUCUUUAGCAGAGAUGGUGCCUUGGUGAAAUGCGAGAUAUAUGGUGAAGUUCAAGUAGAUUCUCAUCUCCCGGGUCUUCCUGAUUUGACUUUGUCAUUUUCAAACCCUUCAAUCUUAAAUGACAUGAGAUUCCAUCCAUGUGUUCGCUUUCGGCCUUGGGAAUCAGAUCAAAUCCUUUCUUUUGUGCCUCCUGAUGGGGAAUUUAAGCUGAUGACUUACAGGGUUAAAAAGCUGAAGAGCACACCAAUCUAUGUGAAGCCACAGUUGACUUCAGAUACUGGGAAUUGCCAUAUUAAUGUUUUGGUUGGAGUACGCAAUGAUCCUGGAAAGACAAUCGACUCUAUAACAGUACAAUUUCAGCUGCCAUUUUGUGUUGCAUCAGCAAACUUAACCUCAAACCAUGGUACAGUUAACAUUCUGGCUGACAAGACAUGCAGUUGGUCAAUUGGACAAAUACCCAAAGACAAAUCCCCAUCCCUGUCAGGAAAUUUAGUUCUUGAGACAGGUCUGGAUAGAUUGCAUGUUUUCCCUGUUUUCCAAGUUGGAUUCAAGAUUAUGGGGGUUGCACUCUCAGGCUUGCAAAUACAUAAAUUGGAUAUAAAAAAUGCACCAAGCCAACCUUACAAAGGUUUCCGAGCCCUCACUCAAGCUGGAGAAUACGAAGUGAGGUCCUGAGAACAGUUUCCCAAUGAAUUCAUUCUUUUUGUCACAGUAUGGUGAGAACAGGUUUCUGUUGCAUCUGCCAGCCGCAGUCCCUGACUUGUGUAUGACCUCUUAUCCAAGUUGGUAAUCCCAAGGAUUCCACUUCAUCAGUUUUCGACCAUCCUUUUAGUUUCAUUCAGUUUUGCAGCGACUGCUUGAUGCUUCUUAUCCAAGUUUGAUCAAGUUAUUUUUAUGCAGAUACUUCAGUUGUGAACCUACAAAUGAAGUUCAUAUUACAAAGAUAUCGUUGUAUAUUGAGGACAGUCUGAGUCCAAUUUAAACAUGAAACUGCAAUGUAAAUUUGAAUGCUUGGGCGAAUUUAGCCAA